AUGUCCAUGAACAAGACCCAAGAUGGCAUGUCUGAUCAAGAUCUCCCUGCGCAAAUCCCUGCGUCAUGUCACCCCCUCCCGAAACUGUGUCACGUCCAUCUCUUCGGUGUUCCGUUGAACUGGACAGGUUUCCUUCACGUUCUUGGUGUCGAUCACCAGAUUCAGUCAUUGGAGCUUUCGCAUCACGACGAAGGCGACAGACCAACAUUUGAUCAAUUUUCAGCAAUGAUCAAAGGAGCUCCACUUGGGGUAUACCGAGACGGAUUUUCGCUGGACGCACUAUUCAGUCGCCUUGAUGCCCCAAACCUUGUGGCACUUUCCAUCGAGGACGUGAAUCCCACCGUCCCACAAGAACGUCCUAUUUUCGGACUCGGCAUAAACACUGAAUAUCUCCUGAGCUACUGUGCAACUGGCUUCAGCAAGCACCCGGUUCAUGCAACCGUGACUGCAUUCAGUCUCUUCAUGUCUGCUUUCCCUCAACUGCAUCAUCUGUCGCUACUCUGCACACCAAACGCGCUGGCAGCUCUGUUGCUGGAUGCGGACUGCCCUGCCCUCGCGUCCAUCCUCGUCUGCCCUGUUACGCAACCAGAGGUUCUGAAGUUGAAGCAACUUAAGAACAUAGGCCGUGUAUUGGAGGGAGACGCUGAAGAGUUAAGUCCUACCAUAUCUCCCAAAACAAUAGAUUCAGGUCCCUACUCUUUUUGGGCUAGGAUGUGA
Molecule: messenger RNA, 717 nt
Organism: Suillus subalutaceus
Lineage: Eukaryota; Fungi; Basidiomycota; Agaricomycetes; Boletales; Suillaceae
Exons: 3
Coding region: 1-717 (238 amino acids)
Source: RefSeq, a predicted model, not a curated record